Molecule: messenger RNA, 1700 nt
Organism: Mauremys reevesii (Reeves's turtle)
Lineage: Eukaryota; Metazoa; Chordata; Testudines; Geoemydidae
Gene: DNAJC28
Product: DnaJ heat shock protein family (Hsp40) member C28
Exons: 2
Coding region: 368-1507 (379 amino acids)
Source: RefSeq, a predicted model, not a curated record
UGUGACUCUGUCAGUCCCCCUCUGGCCCCGCCCCCUGAGCGGGGUGAUGCCGGUUAGUGGCAGCGCCACCCACAGGCGGCCCCUGGGUUGCGGCUGGAGAGCUCCGGGAGUGGCCCGUCCCCCGGGCCUCUCAGCCCCAGCCUGGCCGCGGCCCGUGCGGCGGCGUGUCCGCUCUCAGGCGGGGCGGUCAGUCUGUCACGGCAAGGCGGGGAGCCAGCUGUGGGGGGGUCUCCCCACGUCCCUGCACCGCGGGCACCCGCUGCUGCCAAGGCGGUGCUUGGCCUGGGGGAAAGGUAGCCCUAGAGCUGGAUGAUCAAGUCUUACCAUAAAUGGUCAUUGUUUAGGAUGUAGCAGCAUCUGAAGAAAUAUGAAGUGGCUUUGUGUCAUAUUGACAAAAAAAAUUGGAUGUCAUCUCUGGGCACUUUCAACAGUGAUUCCCAAAAAAGUAAAAACAUUUCCUUAUCCCUAUAUAAUUGAGCAUAGAAUGUUGUCAGGUUACAAAUCUAAAGAUAACAUCAAAGACUCUUACAGACUUCUUAAACUUCAGGAGGGGUGUUCCCUAGAUGAUGUAAGAAAUUCAUUUAGAAAUCUUGCCAAACAGUAUCAUCCAGACAGUGGUUCCAUCACAGCUGAUUCUGCAACAUUUAUGCAGAUAGAAGCAGCAUACCGGACUGUGCUUUCUGAUGUGGCCAAGAAAAUGAAAUCAAGUGAAAAUGAAGAUGAAGAGGAAACCAAAUUCAAAUCCAAAGCACCACAGCACAGGCAGUAUUUAAGUUUUGAAGGUGUUGGUUUUGGGACUCCAAGUCAAAGAGAGAGACAGUACAAGCAGUUUAGAGUAGACCGUGCAGCUGAGCAGGUGAUGGAAUAUCGAAAGCAGAAACUUGAGAGCCAGUAUGCUAUGAACGCUAUGAUAGCCAAAGAUAUAAGGCAGAGUAAGAAGAUAAAAAUAACCCAAGCAAUUGACCGUUUGGUUGAGGACCUCAUCCAGGAAUCAAUGGCUAAAGGAGACUUUGAUAACCUCAGUGGUAAAGGAAAACCAUUGCAGAAAUUUUCAUACUGUCCACAUAUUGAUCCUAUGACUCACAACCUGAACAGAAUUCUCAUAGAUAAUGGAUACCAACCAGAAUGGAUUCUGAUGCAGAAAGAAAUACGAGAAACUAUUGAGGAACUAAGAAAGAACAUAGUAGCAUCUAGGAAUAAACUUGGAGAGCCAAUGACACCAUGUAGACAGAAACAAUGGAGUCAGAUUUGUGAACAAUUAAUAGAAGAUAUCAAGAAACUAAACAAAAGAAUUAAUGACUUUAAUUUAAUUGUUCCCAUUCUGAACAGACAAAUGGUUCAUUUUAAUGCAGACAAAGAAAUUGCACGAGCACAGGCGGCUUAUGAGAUCCUGAUGGAAAAAACAAAGACCAUUGAUGUGGAUACAAAGGAAAAUGAACAGGAAAAAGUUAAAAUAUUUAGGCUUAAAUCCAGCUUUUUGAAGUGGAUAAAUCUUAUGCUGAAAUAAAAUAAAACAGAUAUACCAGUUUUGAUUAAAUGUUCAUGUUAAUACAUUUCGUAGUUUGAGAGAGAAUUUUUCAGGUUUACUGAAAAUAUAAAACCUACCUGUUUCAAUGUUUAGAAGGAAUCUAGCUGCUUGACCUGGUUCUCCAAGUGGUCAAUAUGAAAGCUGCUUAAGAAUAAAUAAUUUUUCUCAGCCA